AUGGCCGCAGCCAUCAGGAAGAACUUCUCGUCAAGGGGGAAGUCUAGCCUAGUCAGGAUGGUUGUCUUUGAUUGCAGCCUGAUCGAGUUGAUCAGUCGUACGGAUCCGGGUUACCUAGGAGGCACGAUAUCUCCAGCCUGGAUUGACCGAGAGCUAUCUGGAUUGAAGAAGCUAGAAAAAGCCCUAAGGCACGACUGGCCUCUAACGGCAGAAGAGGCAGCUUUCCUUGCUGCCUUCACGGGCUCAGCCCGGUAUGAAGAGUGGCUCAUCAACGUGAUCAUAGAGGCAGAAUGGGUACUCUGCAUCCUCCCUAUCGUACGCAAAAGAGUUGGAUGA
Molecule: messenger RNA, 336 nt
Organism: Fusarium redolens
Lineage: Eukaryota; Fungi; Ascomycota; Sordariomycetes; Hypocreales; Nectriaceae
Exons: 1
Coding region: 1-336 (111 amino acids)
Source: RefSeq, a predicted model, not a curated record